This is a messenger RNA of Capsella rubella, 1473 nucleotides long. Its product is annotated as TVP38/TMEM64 family membrane protein slr0305. The coding region runs from base 263 to 1207 and encodes 314 amino acids. The transcript is spliced from 4 exons. Lineage: Eukaryota; Viridiplantae; Streptophyta; Magnoliopsida; Brassicales; Brassicaceae. The record is from RefSeq and is a predicted model, not a curated record.
AAGCCAUGACACAUUAACAAAAAAAAAAAAGGAAAUAAACAUAAACUUUGGAUUUGUUUCUUUUUCUCUCCAAAAUCACACGAAUCUUCUCUCUCAAUCCUGUUUUUUUUUUAAUCCUUCCUUCAUCUUCAGGUUUCUUUCGAUUCAUUGAGUCAUUCGAUUUCGUUCAUCACUGUGUUGUCCUCCCGUUCUUCUCCGAAAACUCAUCGGAGAAAGAGAAUCCAAGUCGUUCGUCUCUGUUUCUGGGUUAGUACUUAACUCGAUGACUUAUCACGAGGAGGACGAUGUGGUUUCUGAAUUCCGAGUGAGAGUUGAAGAUGAUGGAGUUGAGAAAUCAGGGUGUUAUGUUAAACUCAGUGAUAAUGAGUUUGAAGAACAGCGACAAGGAACAGAACAUGGAGAAGAAGGAGAAGAUUCAUCAUCAUCAUCACCGUCUUCUUCUUCUUCUUCUUGUGGAAAGAAAAGAUCUGUGUGGUUUUGGAUCAAGCUUGGUCUUUUCUUCACGAUUCUUACUGCUUUAGGUCUCGCUUGUUACAAAUGGCUCGCUCCUUUAAUCAUGGAUAAGGAGCUAAUCCCACUUAUAAAAUGGGAGAUGGAGACAUUUACACACCCGGUGUGUGGUAUUCUUGUGUUUGCAUCUGUGUCAUUGUUUCCUCUGAUACUUAUUCCAACUACGCCGUCAAUGUGGGUGGCUGGGAUUACAUUUGGUUAUGGAUAUGGUCUUCUCCUUACUCUCCCAUCUGUAGCUCUUGGUGUAUCACUUCCUUACUUUAUCAGCUAUCUCUUCUGCAACAAAAUUCAAGGUUGGUUAGAAAAAUAUCCAGAUCAAGCUGCAAUGUUGAGAGCUGCUGGUGGAGGAAGUUGGUUUCACCAGUUUCGAGCAGUAACCUUAAUCAGGAUUUCUCCGUUCCCUUUUGCUCUUUAUAACUACUGCGCUGUUGCAACUCGUGUAAAGUACGGUCCUUACAUAGCUGGUUCCCUCGUAGGCAUGGCGCCAGAGAUUUUUGUCGCACUUUAUACAGGGAUUCUUAUAAGAACAUUGGCAGAUGCAUCAACCGAGGAACAGAAGGGCCUCUCAAUUCUUCAGAUUGUUGUCAACAUUUUUGGUUUUGUAGCAGCUGUUGUGACGACUAUUCUCAUCACUAAGUAUGCAAAAAGACAGCUCGAAGUUAUGAAGAAGGAGAAGGAAGUUUUGUUAUUACAGUAAUGGAGACAACAUGCAACCUCUGAAGUUUUGUCUCUGCUUUUAUUCCCAAAGUACAGGUUUUGUCCAAGAUGUGAAAGAACUCUUUGGACGGUCUCUGAGUUCUCCACUUUCUUGUUUUGUUCUGUUUACAGCCAAGAAAAGAAAAUUAUAAACACAGACAACUCUCUAACACGAUCUUUAGUGUCUUUGAUGUUUGGAAAGAAUCAAGUAACUGACAUUGUUGUUAUUGGUAUAUAUAUAAUAGUUAAAAACUUAAGUUCAUGUCU